Strongylus vulgaris is the source of this 543-nucleotide messenger RNA. The record is from the annotation of a GenBank genome assembly. Lineage: Eukaryota; Metazoa; Nematoda; Chromadorea; Rhabditida; Strongylidae.
AUGGCCAGAUCUACAGAGCAGCUGCAUCAGAAAAAUGACAAAUUCCUUACGGUAGCCUAUUAUCAAUCAAUUAUUGAUUUUUCUCGACUUGUGAAACAUAAAAUAUUCCAGCAGUAUGUGGCUACUCGUUGGUACCGUGCGCCCGAACUGCUCUUCUCGAUGAUCGACUACGAUACUAAGGUAGAUAUGUGGUCAGCUGGAUGUAUUUUUGCCGAGAUGAUUAUGCGAAGGCAAAUAUUUCCCGGGAAAGAUGGGGUUUCACAAGUUAAAAUGAUCGUCUACUAUUUGGGUACUCCUGAAGAACGAGUUAUGCAACAAAUUACCUCCGACAUCGUACUUGGAUGGAUUGAAAGUUGCGGGAAGAAGGAACCGCUCCCAUGGCAAGCUAUACUCCCAAAAGCGACUCCAGAAGCUUUGGAAGUCAUUGACAGAAUGCUUCAAAUCUCUCCGUGGAAUCGAUCCACAGCUGAGGAAGUGUUGGCGUUACCAUACCUCUCUACCUAUCACGAUCCAGCUUUCGAACCUACAUGUCCAAUCAAGUAA